Molecule: messenger RNA, 2633 nt
Organism: Copidosoma floridanum
Lineage: Eukaryota; Metazoa; Arthropoda; Insecta; Hymenoptera; Encyrtidae
Product: macoilin-1
Biological process (GO): neuronal signal transduction
Cellular component (GO): rough endoplasmic reticulum membrane
Source: RefSeq, a predicted model, not a curated record
UGUCUGCUUGCAGUUGAAUUGUAUAUGUUCGUUCUGUCGACGACGUCGUGAUCGCUCUCGUCGUCGUCGAGGUUCCCUUAAAUUCGCUCAGCACAUGAAUUGCCUGUGUCGUUCAUCUGAACUUUCUACACAUACAGUUGCUACCCGGGCGCGUAUUUCCGUGGUUUCAUGCAUGUGGUGUUACGGUAUUGGUGCUGAUCAGCGUCAUCACCGUCGUCGCCGAGGCUGCACCGAGGCAGCAGCAAUUGUUGCUGCUCAGCUGUAAUCCUCCCACUGUUUCAGUCAUCCUCGAACGGUUUCGGUGGUGGUGGGUAGUGUUAGUGGUGUAAUAUCCGGACUCCCGGAGAGAGUCAGUCUCUCUUCAUAGCUGGGGGAUAUACACGCUCUCGCAGCAGCGGAAGCAUACCUACAGGUAUAUACACAUAUAUAGAUAUAUAUAUUGUAUACAGUGAGAAAGAGAGACUGGCAGCGGUGAGGACUAGCGGCCGAGGAUAAUGAAGAGAAGAAAUGCCGAGUGCGGCAAGCUCCGGAGGCCCUUGAAACGCAACAAAAUCACCGAAGGCAUCUAUGGCAGUACACUGUUGUAUCUGAAGUUUCUUUUACUAUGGGCCAUGGUAAUCCUAGCAGACUUCAUUUUAGAGUUUCGAUUUGAAUUUUUAUGGCCAUUUUGGAUACUCCUUCGAAACCUUUACGAAUCUUUUAGGUGUAACGGCUUUGCCUUUUCUGUAUUUUUUAUUUGUAUUGCACUUACGUCAGACAUGAUUUGCUACUUUUUUAUCCCGGUACACUGGCUCUUUUUCGUUGCCAGUACAUACGUUUGGGUGCAGUACGUUUGGAACACAGACAAAGGCGUGUGUUUGCCAACUGUGAUGCUGUGGCUAUUGUUUUUGUACAUAGAGGCAGCUGUACGAUUGAGAGAUCUACGUCAUAUGCCAUUUCACUUAGAUCUUUGUAGGCCGUUUGCUGCUCACUGUAUUGGUUAUCCUGUUGUGAUGUUAGGAUUUGGCUUUAAAACUUAUGUAGGCUACAGAAUGAGACAGAAAAAACAAAAAGACGUGGCCAAGGAGAAUGAGUUUUAUUUUCAAAUGCUACAACAAGCAUUGCCAGUAGAACAGCAAAUGAAUCUACAGCAAAUAGCACACGUGCAAUCACAAGCACAAACAACUACGUUAUCAGUAGAACAAAAUUCCAAAUCACAAGUACACAGGCCGAGCCCGCAGUACAAUCCAAGUCCAGAAAAGAGCAGAGGUAGAGCUGGUAACUCCUCUGUAGAGGGAAAUGUGCAAAACGGUGGUGUCCACAGUGCACAGGUAUCUUCACAAACGCAAAGCGUGACCAAAAACAAUCAGAAAAAGUCUGUUGACAAGGGAGAAAAACAGGAGGACCAACACAAUAAGCAUAACUCGGAUAAAUCGUCACAUUCUGAUAAGAAUGACAAAAAGUAUGCUCACACAAAUGGUACUGCUGUAUCUUCUGAAUUACAGUACAUAGAAAGAAUUAAUUCCGUAAACGAUUUCGAUGCGAACGAAGUCGAAAAAGACAAAUCGGUCAAGGGUACCAAUCACAAUUCGUUCAAAGCGCAAUCGAACAACUCGUCCACUGGCAAGUGGAACAACGUCAAAGAAAACACGUCGAAUAAUCGGGAAAAGAAAGGUCGCCAAGCCAAAGUUUCAAACGAAGCAGCGAACGAGCAACAUAAACAAGACGAAUAUUGUCAGAGGUUGCUCGUUUGUCGGAAACUCGAGGCGGACAUUAAGCGAUUAAAGUCAGAUCUGCAGUCGAGUCGACAGGUUGAACAAGAUCUCCGUUCUCAAAUAAACACAUUGUUAAGUGGCGAACGACAAGCCAAAGGUGAUAUUCAGCAACUUCAGCACGAUAACGACCAGUUACAGAGCAAAUUACACGGAAUGAUGUCGACUCGGCAACUGGACAAACAGACAAUAUCGUCGCUGGAGCGACGGAUAGCUGACGAACGAAGACAGCGUACGGCUUGUGAAGCCUCGCUGGCUUCGGAGAGGCGAGCUCGACGGGCCGCGGAAGAAGCGCGUUCGGCGAUACCACCACCGCCACCGCCACUUGUGCGCCAGGAGUGCACGGACGCGUGCAAGUCGCGCCGAGCACAAAUGGAGCAGGAUCUCAAGAGUUUGCGCCGAGAACUGAAAGUCAAAGAAGAAAGGUGCACUGCUUACGAGAAAGAAGUGGCUCAUUGUAAAGAAAAUCAUAGCGAAGCUGAAAUUAUACUUGGAGCGCUUAACGCGCUGCAAGACAAAAAUACUCAUUUGGAGAACAGUUUGAGUGCGGAGACGCGUAUUAAACUGGAUCUCUUCUCAGCCCUUGGCGAAGCGAAGCGACAACUAGAAAUUAAGGAGAGUCUAGCUCGAUCACAAGAUAAGGAGAUUGAAAAAUUAAAGGCUAAAAUAGCACAAGACUUGGCUGUCAUGCCACAAGACACAUUUGGUCCUACUCCGACCUGCUCUACGUCAAAGCUCCGCCUGGGCAAUGAUAUUCGCGUGGGCGGUUCGAAAAUGCGAGCAAACGAUAGUCUCUGUCCAGGUUGUACUGUGUCAAAUUUGGACCCCAAUGCAACGGUGUACACCCCCAAAGGAUCGCUCGUAGCGUCUACUGAAGCUUGA